Vicia villosa (hairy vetch) is the source of this 1614-nucleotide messenger RNA. RefSeq names its product two-component response regulator ARR12-like. Gene Ontology annotation, biological process: cytokinin-activated signaling pathway; phosphorelay signal transduction system. The record is from RefSeq and is a predicted model, not a curated record. Gene Ontology annotation, molecular function: DNA-binding transcription factor activity; DNA binding. The coding region runs from base 1 to 1614 and encodes 537 amino acids. The transcript has 6 exons. Lineage: Eukaryota; Viridiplantae; Streptophyta; Magnoliopsida; Fabales; Fabaceae.
AUGGUUUCCGACAAGGGUUUGGUCUGUGAAGAUGUUCUUCAUGAACUUUUUCCUGUCGGAAUGCAUGUUCUUGCCGUUGAUGAUAGUCUAGUUUGUUUGAAACUGUUGGAGAAUAUGCUUCUCAAAUGCCACUAUAAAGUUACUACAACUACGGAUUCGGUGAAAGCAUUGGAAAUGUUGAGGGAGAAUAAAGAUAUGUUUGAUUUGGUUAUUUGUGACGUUAACAUGCCUGAGAUGGAUGGAUUCAAGCUUCUGAAGCAAGCUGGACAACUUGAGAUGGAUCUACCUUUUAUCAUGUUGUCGGGGCAUGGUGAUACGGAAAGCGUGAUGAAAGGUGUGAUGAACGGUGCGAGUGAUUAUAUAUUGAAACCGAUACGAAUGGAAGAGGUGAAGACUAUUUGGCAACAUGUUGUGAGAAAGAAGAUUGAUGGAAAAGAUCUGCAGAAAAAAAAAAUCGGCGAUGUUGCUAGGGUAUGUAGUCCUGAUACAACAUCUGAUCAAAAUGUUGCUGAGAAGGAUCAAAUUCCAGGACGAAAAAGAAAAGAUCGAAGCGAUUCUGAGGAAGAUAAUGAUACGGAUGGAUCUACCGAGAAGAAGCCUCGUUUCGUUUGGGAUAAUGAGUUGCAUAACAAAUUUGUCGUUGCAGUGAAUCAGCUUGGUUUUGACAAGGCAUAUCCUAAGAAAAUACUCGAAUUAAUGAAUAUCGAAGGGCUUACGAGGGAGAAUGUCGCUAGUCAUUUGCAGAAAUUCAGAUUGAGCCUCAAAAGAUCAGAUAAACUGUUUAGAACUGAUGCUACAUUGGAUUCUACUAGUCCUUAUUUGCAAAAGGGUUCAGUAGGUGGAAGAAGGUUUAUAAACAGCGCAUUACCAUCAUAUGCAUCACCAUCGUAUGGAUCCGGUCAAUUAGUCUGUCGGCUAAACACGCCAUCUGCAUUGAACUUCAGAAGGACGAGUUAUGGAUCGGUGCCUUCGUAUCAGUCACGGAACAACAUUAAUUGUUUCCAGAUGCCAGUGGUUUCUUCAAAUGAAAGGUUGAGUUUCUCACCGGACUUUCGAACAUCAACUGGGACGAAUCAAUUUCAGCAAAAUAAUUAUCGAACUGGUUAUUCGAAGUUAAGCUCAAUUGAGGAUCCGAAGGGUUUUGCAGCUUCUUCAAGCUUCCAAGGCUUUAAAGUUGCGGUUAAUAAUGCAAAUAGCAGUUUGGUUUCUUGCGUCCCAAGCAUUCAUCAUCCAGUAACCUAUAAUGUAAAUAGCAGUUCCUUUUCUUGCAUCCCAAGCAAUCAACCAUUGACACAUAACUUAGAACAAUCUUUGAACAACACUUUGGAUUCGGUCGUUGUGAAAACACAAUCUCCGAACAACACUUUGGAUUCACUUGGAGUUGCAGAUAUGAAAACAGAAUCUCAAUCUAUGAUCAAUCCUUUCGAUUCUGCUCCGUCUCUAGCCAAACCCGAUAGCCUACUAAUCACUCAGAUGCCGGAAACGGAGAAAUUCUAUACAGAUCCAGAAGCUAUGAAUUCAAAUGAUGAUUGCUUCUAUAAUCAAAUGUUGUCUCUACAACCAGGCUUCUUCGACAAAGGUUGCGUGUCCUUGGACGACAUAUAUUUAAGUUAA